ACCGCUCGAAGUUACCAUGUGCGCAGUGUUGUUACCCUGGCGCCAGUAGCCGCAGCCGACCCCACUAUUAGAGAAAAGCCCAUCGUUCUGCUCUCCAAUCCUCCCAGCCUCUCUCACUCGUCCGCCAUGGCCAAAUCCAUCUCUUCAUCAUUUCUCUUCACUCCAUCUCCUACAACACGAACCCUUCAACCGUUCUCCCACGUCCACCUCCAAUCCCCAAAAGCUUUCCGCCGCUCAACCUACUCUGCCAUCCCUCGAACCUCCUCCUCCCUCCCAAUUCGCGCCACCGUCGCGAUCGAGAAGGAGAGCCCAGAAAACGAGCGGCCCGACACAUUUCUCAGGGCCACUGAUGAUCCCCAUUCCUCCGUCAAUGCCUCUCAUAAUUCAGUGCGUGCGCGGUUUGAGAAGAUGAUAAGAGAAGCGCAGGACGAGGUGUGCGCCGCGAUCGAGGCUGAGGACGGAGUGGGAAAGUUUAAGGAGGACGUCUGGUCGAGAGCCGGCGGUGGCGGGGGAAUAAGCCGGGUGUUACAGGAAGGUGGAGUUUGGGAGAAGGCUGGCGUCAAUGUGUCGGUCGUGUAUGGGAUGAUGCCUCCCGAGGCGUAUAGGGCGGCGAAGGGUGGUGAUUCUUUGGAGAAGCCGGGGCCAGUGCCUUUCUUUGCGGCCGGGAUUAGUUCGGUUUUGCAUCCAAAAAAUCCUUUUGCUCCAACAUUACAUUUCAAUUAUCGUUAUUUUGAGACAGAUGCUCCAAAAGAUUCUCCUGGAGCACCUAGGCAGUGGUGGUUUGGUGGUGGCACUGAUUUGACUCCUGCAUAUAUAUUUGAGGAGGAUGUUAAGCAUUUCCAUCAGGUUCAGAAACAAGCAUGUGACAAGUUCGAUCCAAGUUUCUAUCCGAGAUUCAAAAAGUGGUGUGAUGAUUAUUUUCUCAUCAAGCACCGAGGUGAGAGACGAGGGCUUGGUGGGAUAUUUUUUGAUGACCUUAAUGACUAUGAUCAAGAAUUGCUUCUUGCCUUUGCUACAGAGUGUGCAAAGUCUGUUGUUCCGGCAUAUAUUCCCAUCAUAAAUCGGAGAAAAGAGAUGUCGUUUACCAAUCAACACAAGGAAUGGCAACAACUGCGUAGGGGACGAUAUGUCGAAUUCAACCUGGUCUAUGAUCGUGGCACGACAUUCGGGCUGAAGACAGGCGGUCGGAUUGAGAGUAUUCUUGUUUCCCUUCCCCUAACAGCUAGAUGGGAAUACGAUCAUGCACCUGAGGAAGGUAGUGAGGAAUGGAAGCUUCUAGAUGCUUGCAUCAAUGCGAAGGAUUGGAUUUGAUACUGAUCGUCUGUAAGUUUUGCGGUUGGCCUGUAAGUUUGAUUGUUGUAUCUGUUUCUU
Messenger RNA from Phalaenopsis equestris, 1371 nucleotides. RefSeq names its product oxygen-dependent coproporphyrinogen-III oxidase, chloroplastic-like. Lineage: Eukaryota; Viridiplantae; Streptophyta; Magnoliopsida; Asparagales; Orchidaceae. The record is from RefSeq and is a predicted model, not a curated record. Gene Ontology annotation, molecular function: coproporphyrinogen oxidase activity. The transcript is spliced from 8 exons. Bases 127 to 1311 code for a protein of 394 amino acids. Gene Ontology annotation, cellular component: chloroplast stroma; cytoplasm.